Messenger RNA from Pelobates cultripes (western spadefoot toad), 1476 nucleotides. The record is from the annotation of a GenBank genome assembly. Lineage: Eukaryota; Metazoa; Chordata; Amphibia; Anura; Pelobatidae.
AUGGGAAAACGAACCAAAAAACUAAAAGCCCACUCAGACGAGGGCACAAGAAGAAUAGGGGACAUAUUUCUGGCGCGGCCUAAAACCAAAAUGGUAGCGACGCCUGAAUCCGUAGGCCUAUCCUCGGAAGAGGAUCCACUGAAUUCCCCAGACGCCAUCCCCAAAGCAGAUGACCCAUUCUCGACCAUACAAGUAGGUGACCUCGGAGCCCCUGCAACUAAAGGAGACAUCCUGGGCCUCCUGAAACACCUGCAUACCUGGUUCCGCACAGAUAUAGCGCUGCUUCGUGAGGAGGUCACGGCCAUAACAGACAGAGUGAAGGCCACAGAAGAGGAUAUCUCCUCCAUAGCACAACAACAAACGGGGGCAACGGGACAAAUACGACAACUCCAAGGCUCACACCAGGCCUUUCAGGCCAGAGUGGAUGCAAUGGAUGACGCUAGAAGACAUACCAACAUCAAAGUCAGAGGCAUUACAGAAACUGUUAAUGACGGGGAGCUACCCCACUUUGUCCGGCGCCUUUUAUCGGAGAUUCUGCUUCCCAAGCAGGAAAAGAUCGUACAAGUGGACGGAAUAAACUCCCCAAGUCUCCCAGGGCACCGGCGGACGCACCCCGCGAUGUCCUCCUCCGAUUCCUGUCCCUCCAAGAUAAACAGGCUGUAAUGGAAGCCGUCAGGAACAAAUGCCCAUUUCCAUUUGAAGACUGCCAACUCACCUUCUUACAGGACCUCUGCAGGGCAAUGCUGGAGUGUAGACGCUCAGUCAACCAGGUCACCAAGACCCUCCGAGAAGCAAGCGUUCAAUACAGAUGGGGCCCAUCUCACACACUAGUGGCCACCCAGGGCGAGCCCACCCGCCGACUCACGUCAGCAGCUGAUGCCGAGUCUUUCCUUCACAGUCUGGGGCUAAACGGUCUCAAGAAGAAAGCUCUUACCUCUGGACACUCAUGGGACGUGCCCAACAUAAUCCCCUUCAUACCUCGCAAUGAAGCUGACACAGGCUGAGACACCACAAGAGGACCUGGACUUACCUUCACUCUUUCACAGGGGAGUAUGCCGAGGGACUGGCAAUCAAUAUUAAUGCAGUUAAUAUUUGUAAUUUACAGGGUUUUUUUUCAGCAUGUUUAGCCAACGUUAUAUUGUUUCUAUAACUUGCAGCUGAUCCAACAUUAGUCCUUAAGGACAGACAGACCGACUACAUCCCCACCCCUCCCCCAGGCUCAAGAGUCACUGAGCACUACCCUCUUAUACUCUCCCCACACAGAAACGCAGAGCCAGCGACUGGCCACCAGAAAUGCGCCCGUCCACAGGGCUGCCGCAUGUCUUAAUUCUCAACAGAGAAUCCCCCACAUCUCAAGGCACAGCAGACACAUUAAUGUUCCAACGACCACCUCACUCUAGAUCUCGCAGGAGAAGGCUCCUGCCCCACCACGACUAUGCUCAAAGAACCACUAGCACACUUAACAUUUCUCUUUAG